AAGUGAAGUAAAAAAUUUUAAUAAAAGAAUAAAGUCUUUGUAAAGUCGUUUAUGUUUCCGCAAUUCGUGGGCGUAAAAUUUAAUUACUGGGCUUAAAAUUAUAAAUAAAAAUAUUAAAAACUUCCUGGGAUGGAAUAAAGAUAUCAGCUGCAGUACUUUGAUAUCACUGUUAUGUUGAAUCAUAUCAAGGUGAUAUUAAAUUUAAUGGGGUGAAAUGUCAAACUUAAAUUUCAAUGGGAAUUUAAAUUGAAUAAACUAUUCAUUCUUAUUUAAGUAUGCAUAAGUAAAUAAAAUCCACAAUUAUCAAAUUGGGGUAUAAGAAGGAGAUGGUCGGUGAAAAAAUGAUCAUAAGUCUUUGAGUAAAAGUAGCCUGAAGAUGCUGAAAUUACUGAUCGUCUUUACUCUCUUUGCCAUUACAACAGCUAUACCGAGAGGUAUAUCAUCUUAUGACCGGCACCGUAAUCACAGCAGUAACAUUGAGGAAAAAAAAAAUCCAACAAUAAAUGAAGUGUCUCAUCAUGUCAGUAUUCAAAUUCACGGCGUCCAUUACUGCAGCGGCGCAAUAAUAAGUUACCGCUGGAUCGUCACCUCAGCUCAGUGCAUUGUCAAUUUCCGCCCAUGUCACCCCUUGAUAACAAUUCGCGCCGGUACUGAAAAUCGUUACAACAACGGCUCUAUUCACGCAGUCGAUAAUUAUAUUGUUCACCCAGAAUUCAAAUGUAACGGUUGUAAAAUUCCAGUAAAUGACAUCGGGCUGAUUAGUAUUAAAGAUACAUUCACUUUUGACAACACGCGUAAGUUUAUUAAGCUGCACAAUAAUAAUCACCACAAUGCAGUCGAAAAUCAGAAAGUGAAUGUCAGCGGAUGGGAUGACAAUUUUGAAAAAAUUGAAUUGUCUGCUCAUUUGAAGAUGAAAAGUUGGUCGACUAUAACAACAGCCCAGUGCAGAAAUUAUUAUUUUUUCAUUGAUGAAGCUAUUAAUAAUAUGAUUUGUGCGGUUAGUGAUGAUGAAAAAAAUCCGUGUGUGGUUGGUGACCUGGGUAACCCCAUGGUUGUAAAUGGACGUCUAGUGGGUGUUAAAUCGUAUAGAAUGGGUUGUCACAGUUUUCCUGGAUCUCCCACCAUCUAUACUUCUAUUAAUAGUUAUAAGAAUUGGAUUAAAAGUAAUACUGGUGUUGAUAUUGACUAAAUUUUUUUUAUUACAAAAAUAAAUAUAUAAUCUAAUUAUUACAAAUUAAUUUUCAUAUGUAUGUGUAUUCAGUGAUGUAUUAAUAAAAUUUU
Molecule: messenger RNA, 1281 nt
Organism: Microplitis demolitor
Lineage: Eukaryota; Metazoa; Arthropoda; Insecta; Hymenoptera; Braconidae
Product: trypsin 3A1
Exons: 2
Coding region: 377-1189 (270 amino acids)
Biological process (GO): proteolysis
Molecular function (GO): serine-type endopeptidase activity
Source: RefSeq, a predicted model, not a curated record